AUGAAGAUAUCUAAGUGGAGGUGGAGCAGCAUCUCCAUCAGCACACGAUCCCAGCUGAAAGGCAUCCUGGCCCUUCUCUUUGUGGGUAAUGUUGCCUUUGUGAUAGCUCAGGACCUGGUGCAGACCUCCAACAGCCUGGAGGAAGGGGCAGACGUCACCGCGUACUGGUGGGGGGAGUGGACCAAGUGGACGGCGUGCACCAGGACCUGCGGGGGGGGCGUCAAGUCCCAGGAGCGGCACUGCCUGCGGCAGAGAAGAAAGUCAGCGAGUGGGCUGGCUAAUAAAACUUGCACUGGAACAUCCAAAAGAUACCAGCUCUGCAAAGUACAAGAGUGCCCUGCAAACGGAAGGAGCUUUCGAGAGGAGCAGUGUUCAUCAUUUAACUCCCAUGUGUAUAACGGCAGAACAUAUCAAUGGAAACCUUUAUAUCCUGAUGACUAUGUUCACAUUUCUAGCAAGCCCUGUGACCUCCAUUGCACCACCGUGGAUGGUCAGAGACAGUUAAUGGUUCAGGCUCGGGAUGGAACAUCCUGCAAAUACACUGAUUUCCGAGGGGUUUGCGUGUCUGGAAAAUGUGAGCCGAUUGGAUGCGAUGGCAUUCUCUUUUCCACCCACACCUUGGAUAAAUGUGGAGUUUGCCAAGGAGAUGGGAGCAGCUGCACUCACGUCACCGGCAGUUACAGGAAAGGAAAUGCUCAUUUGGGCUAUUCCCUGGUAACACACAGUCCUGCUGGAGCAAGGGAUAUCCAGAUAGUAGAACGGAAAAAGUCUGCAGAUGUUCUGGCUGUGGCUGAUGAAGCUGGGUACUAUUUCUUCAAUGGGAACUACAAAGUUGACAGUCCAAAGAACUUCAACAUUGCAGGCACAGUGUUCAAGUACCGGAGGCCCAUGGAUGUUUAUGAGACUGGCAUAGAAUAUAUUGUUGCACAAGGACCAACAAAUCAAGGGUUGAAUAUAAUGGUCUGGAAUCAAAAUGGCAAGAGUCCAUCCAUCACAUUUGAAUACACCCUCCUGAGGAAAACACACUCAAAAAAUCUGCAGCCCAUCUACUACGCCUUCUCUGAGUCGGACAGUGAAGAAAGCAGAGAGUUUGAUGGAGAUGUGCCAUUGGGCUUUAUCCAGCACAAUGCAACCUAUUUUGGGAAAAUCUCCAGGGAAAGGAUAGACUUGGAGAACCAGGUGUUUGGAAGGCAGGACACGGAGGAAGAUUUGAACUUGAGCAAAGGUCAGGAAACCAAUGAGGUCUAUGAAAGAGCAGAAACAAUUGACUGUGAGCUAAAACUGAAGGGCAAACAACCCCAAGGUUCUGGUUUCUGGUGGGUGGGGGAUUCAAACGUAACCAGGUCUACUUACCAGACAGACCAUAGAGACAGAGACUUCGACCCGAGGUUCACCUCCAGGGAAUUCCUUUUGGAGAAUGCCAUCACGGACAAGCUGCUGGACAAGACCUCGGACUCCAAGGAGCUGAUGCUCAACAUGACCAUGAACAGCAUCUUUGCCCAGGGAGACCCAAUCAACUCCAUGGGGUCGCAAAUCGACAGCCUUUAUAUUGACUAUGAGGACACUGAUGGUGGUGUGACCUACACCAUUAACAGCACUUAUAUGGAGCUGAGCAAUGGCAAAGCCAUCAACACCUCUACAGAGACACCAUUUUCAAAUGCCACUGUCACCAUGAGCAGCCCUCAAGGGAACAGAACUCACAAAGCAAGAAACAGAUUGAAGUUGUUAAGAAAGGGCCAAGGUGUGAGUGCUGCUGACAUGUACAGGUGGAAGCUUUCCUCCCAUGAACCCUGCAGCUCUACAUGCACCACAGGAGUGAUGUCCACAUAUGCAAUGUGUGUUCGCUAUGAUGGGAUCGAAGUGGAUGAGACUUACUGUGAUGCCAUGACCCGUCCCGAGCCCAUUCAUGAGUUCUGUGCUGGGAGAGAGUGCCAGCCAAGGUGGGAGACGAGCAGCUGGAGCGAGUGCUCCCGCACUUGCGGGGAGGGAUACCAGUUCCGCAUUGUCCGCUGCUGGAAGAUGAUCUCUCCAGGAUUUGACAGCUCCGUCUACAGUGACCUCUGCGAGUCCGCUGACAUCGCGCGGCCGGACGAGCGCAAGGUCUGCAGGAACCCGGCCUGUGGGCCGCAGUGGGAGAUGUCCGAGUGGUCCGAGUGCUCGGCGCGGUGCGGGGAGCGGAGCGUGGUGACACGGGACAUCCGCUGCUCGGAGGACGAGAAGCUGUGUGAUGCCAGCACCCGGCCCCUGGCCGAGAAGAACUGCACGGGGCCGCCCUGCGACCGGCAAUGGACUGUCUCUGACUGGGGACCG
Nestor notabilis (Kea) is the source of this 2310-nucleotide messenger RNA. RefSeq names its product ADAMTS-like 2 (gene ADAMTSL2). Gene Ontology annotation, biological process: extracellular matrix organization. NCBI's taxonomy places the organism in Eukaryota, Metazoa, Chordata, Aves, Psittaciformes, Psittacidae. Gene Ontology annotation, cellular component: extracellular matrix. The transcript is spliced from 15 exons. The record is from RefSeq and is a predicted model, not a curated record. The annotation marks the transcript as partial.